GAAACAAGCGCCACCGAGAACGCUAGUAGGGAGGAAGUUGAAGUCAUGGCCCCUCGACGCCUCCUGUUGGUUGGGGAAGGGAAUUUCUCCUUCGCCGCCGCUCAGAGCGAGACCCUGGAUCCGAGCACUACUAGUAUUAUUGCCACCUGCCUCCAGCACCCGGCCGACCUGGCCCGGGAUCCGUUGGCCGGGGAGAAUCUGCAGCGCCUGCGCGAGCGAGGUACAGAGGUACGUUUUGGUGUAGACUGCACCCAGCUGGCAGAUGCCUUUGAACUGCACGACAGGGAAUUUGAUCGAAUUUAUUUCAAUUUCCCGCACUGUGGACGCAAAGCUGGAGUGGCUAAGAACAGGGAACUACUUGCCAAGUUUUUCCAAAGUUGUGCAGAUGUUCUUGCAGAGGCAGGAGAAGUGCAUGUGGCCCUGUGUAGAGGACAAGGUGGGACUCCUGCUGACAAGCCCAGGAGAGAAUGGCACAACAGUUGGCAAGUGGUUGCCAUGGCAGCUCUGGGAGGGCUCAUUUUAAGUGAUGUGCAUCCCUUCAGCUGUGAGGCUGUGCCAGGGUACAAGUGCACUGGAUAUAGGAGUCAAGAUAAAACUUUUCAUGUCGAAGGUGCUUUGAACCAUAUCUUCACUCGGAGCUUACCCUUUGAAUGUUUUCAACCCAGAAUCUUUAGAAUCAGACUGGGUGACCAGUGGUUUUCUUUUCCCGAACCAGAAGCACUUACAGGAAAGUUGAACAGGGGUUUCCUGGAAGCACCUUCAUGUCAUCCUAUCAGAACUAUAAAUGAGAAACUCAUUGCUGAAUUGGGCAAAGCUUUCUCUCUAAAAAGGCUGAAGUGUCCCUUCCCUUUGCUGUCACAAGGAGACACCAGUGUUCUCACUUCCUGGAACUAUGACAUUGUAUCAGCUGCCUUUUGGAUUAGUCUCCUUGAGGACAACUCAAAUUCCGAGUCCCUGACGGAUGGGACAACACAAGAUAUGGAGGAGUUUCUACUGUCAUUUUCAGAACUUAGCCUUCCCGGUGAUCCUGAAAGAGAUGAUAAGGAAGAAGCUCAUGAAGGAAUCUAUGGCCAGGCCAAGGUCUGCCUUAGACCUUCUCUCCUAGUUCAUGUUCAGACUGUCAUCCAAGCACCAGACUUUCUCCCAGGUUCUCUGUAUAUCCUCAGUGGACCUGUCUUUAAGAAGUGCCUCAUUUUGCCUUUCACAAUGCCAGCAUUUCAUGAGACUUUACUAAUCCUUGAGUUUAAUCAAAAUCUGAAGGAUGGCUGUCUUCAGUCACUACUGGAUCACCUGAAGCAUAUUCUAGAUAGCCUGUUGACCCAGACAUUGCUGGAAGGCUCUAAGUUGAGCAGUUCAGUGGAAUUUGUCCUCCAACAAAAUGGAAAAGAUUAUAUGAUUAGUGUGAAGUCUCAUAAUUUUGACCCAGAUGGUGCCAAAGAUCUGAUUAUUGGGUCUGUCACCACAUCUACUAUAAGCAUUAUACACAAAGAGCGAUGUUUUGUGUUUGUGUCUAUGAACUUGGACCUAUUAGCCAUGCUUGUCUGUGGUAUCUCUGACUGGAGAAUGUUGUGGACCUCUGAUAACCGUUUCCUGAAGAAUUUUGUCUCUGGGAAAAUAGAACCCUUCAAAAGCUAUUCCCUGUAUCCUCCAUGCUAUGCACAUGAUAUUAGUUUUUGGUUAGAUGAGAAGAAAGGAUUUGAUGAACUAGAGUUUCACACUGUGGCCCGAGAAGUAUCCCAAGACACUGUCAUAUCCAUACAGUUUCUUAGUCGUUUUCAGCAUCCAAAGACUGAACAGGUGAGCCUCUGCUAUAGAUUGAUCUACCAGAGCUGUGACAAGGCCCUAACGAAGCAGCAAGUAGCAUCAAUGCAGUCCCAGUUUAGGAAAGAAAUUCAACAACGACUACGUGUGAUACCUCGGUAGUUUAGUAUAUUCAUUUCUACAGUGUGAUCCGUCGCAGGUGUGGUUGUGGAUGAAAAAGACCAGUUUGCAACCAAUAGUCCUUUCUGGACUGUUUUUUGGUUGUGUUUUACUGUGACUAGAGCCAUUGUUUGGUUGACCCUAAAGGUACCUGUGACUCUGUCUCUUAAACUUACAGACUGUAAUGUCAUUGGUCUCAAGUAAUGUCUACAAAAAUAAACGAAUAAAACAGCAUUUUGUUCUUCAGUUCUAUUGCUGAAGAGGCAGUAGAACUCAGGUGUCUCAUCACAUACAUUUAUGAAUAUAUUUGCCACUCUGUCAAUGCCUCUUCCCUUAACUCUAUUGUAUCAUCGCACUCAUUCAAAUUACCAGAGUGGUUUCUGGAGUCAAACAGACCAAUAUUUAUUAGUCUGAAUAAGUUGGAAGCGCUCCAUAAUUAGUAUUGGUAUUAUUAUUAUUAUCAUCUUAUUAUCAUUUUUAUUUUGUGGCUGGCUUGUUAUUUAAAGUCAUGGAAUAAUAAAUGUCAAAUUUAGGGUUGACACUUGGGUCCAUCUGACUCUAAAGCCCAUCUUCUUUCUGCCACUUUCAAUUACCUUGCUUAUCCUUCCCUAGUCUUUUUCAACAGUAACCUCUCAACCAUGAUGACCUCUAAACUUUGCUUCCCUAUAUUUUGGAACUUUUUGCUGUAAACAUCUCUAAGGGACACUGGGAGCUAGGUUCGGCCCAGGACUCUGCAGAAUGGGAUACUCUAACGUGAAUUAAUGUAUGCUCCUGUUGAUUAACAGUUAGGGUCCACAGAUGGGAAUUAUAUUGUAAACUCUGUGAAGGAAAUGACUUGUGUCUGAUUCAUUCUUGUGUUUGGAGAAAGCACAUGGGAUGGUAGAAUGGAAGCAAAGAGACAAGUUAGGAGAUUAUUACAGUAAUCAAGGAAGAGAUGAUGGUAAUGUGGACCAGAGUGGUGAAAAGUUGUUUGAUUGGGACUUGCUGAUGAAUUAAAUGUAUGUGCAUGGGGGAGAGGUGUAGAGUGAAAGAGGCAUCAGGCAGGGCCCCUAGAUUUUUGAAUUAAGCAACUGGGAACAGAGAAAUAUAAGUGACUGGGAUGGAAGACUGGCAUAGGAGUAAGUUUGGGGAGUAGGGUAGAGAAUCAAGGGGUCUCAUAUAUAACUUAACUGUCCACAUAGACUACAAGCUAAUUGAGGGCAGGUGAUAUGAUUUAUACCUUUCUCCCAUCCUGAAUAUUUUCUGGAUGAGAUAGUAUUUGAGUGGGGUCUCAAAACAAGGGCAGGGAUCUGAAAGGAGAAGAUUGUUAGGCAAGGAGGUGUGCAUUCCAGGCAGAGCACCUAUGUGAGCAGAGGCAGGAGUAUUUGGGGCACUUUUCAGGGAAGUAGUCUAGUCAGUUGGAAUGUAAAGCGUGUGGAGCGGAGUAGUGGGAGAUAAUAUUGGAAAAACAGGUUGGGGCUAUGAAUGCUAGAAUGAGUUAGUACUUUAUUUGGCAGGCUAUAGGAAAAAAAUCUGGUGAUUUUUUAUUAACGAAGUGACACAAAAGAGUAGUGCUUUAGAAAAUUAAUUGGACAGUGUUGCACAGGAUGAAUUUGAGAGGGCAAAGCCCUGUAAGGAUGCUGUUGUAGUAGUCCUAAGUAG
This is a messenger RNA of Trichechus manatus latirostris (Florida manatee), 3561 nucleotides long. RefSeq names its product ferredoxin-fold anticodon binding domain containing 1 (gene FDXACB1). Gene Ontology annotation, cellular component: cytoplasm. The transcript has 5 exons. Gene Ontology annotation, molecular function: rRNA (uridine-N3-)-methyltransferase activity. Gene Ontology annotation, biological process: rRNA base methylation. The coding region runs from base 46 to 1923 and encodes 625 amino acids. The record is from RefSeq and is a predicted model, not a curated record. NCBI's taxonomy places the organism in Eukaryota, Metazoa, Chordata, Mammalia, Sirenia, Trichechidae.